AGAUCGUGUCGUUUCUCUCCAAUGCUUGUGCUUUUCUCUGCUUGUCUUGUCUGUGUUGAAGAAAAUGAGCACUUCAAUGAUCCAAAACCUUCCUCUUUUAUUGCCAAAUAAAUAUUUGCGAAAUAUUUAGAGGUGAAACUUUUGGGGGGUUACUGAUAUGUUUUGCUCAUACACAACUUAUCUUUCAAAAUGUAGCAUGAAAAUAUUUUCGAUGUUAUAUAAUCUUUCAAAAAGACGUUACUGUUACCAAAAACGAUCGAACAGUAGCGUUAGCUAAUUUAGUCCGCGACGAUAACGUGCAUGGACUUUUGUUUAUUUUGUAUGUUGGAGGAGUGUUAUGUAUUGCACUGUUGUAUUUGUAGUCUGGAGCCGCUAUUGACUGUAGUGUUUUGCGUUCUGUGGAUAUCGGGCGCCGGUGCGUGGAGUACCGCUGAAGUAGACAUCAUAAACCGUGAUGGCGGUAAUCUCCUUGAAAGACUAGCUUUCAGAUUGGGGGACGGUGAUGUCAGAGCUGGCUGUGGUUUUUGGGGGCUCACGUGGGAUUGGCCGAGCUGUCUCACAGCUGCUGGCUGCUAGGGGUUACAGGGUUGCCGUGGUUUCCAGAAACCUGGAAGCUGCACAGGCUGCCAUGGCAACGCUGCCUGGAGCGGGACAUGUGGCUCUGCACUGUGACGUCUCCAAAGAGCAGGAGGUGCAGGAGGUCUUCCAGAGCAUCCAGAAAACCUGUGGCAGCCUCCAGUACCUCAUCAACGCUGCAGGGAUUAACCGGGACAGGCUGUUGUUGAGGACCGGGCAGGAGGACAUGGUCUCUGUGCUCCACACCAACCUCCUGGGCCCCAUGCUCACCUGCCGAGCUGCACUACGAAACAUGCUGACCAGACAGAGCGGGGCCAUCGUCAACAUAGGGUCGGUGGUGGGGCAGAAGGGGAACGCAGGGCAGUGUGUGUACAGCGCCUCGAAGGCUGGCCUGGAGGGCUUCACCCGCUCGCUCGCCAAAGAAGUGGCAUCUCGCAACAUCCGAGUCAACCUGCUGGCCCCAGGUUUUAUCCGCACAGACAUGACGGCUGGGCUGCAGGAGGAGGUGCUGUGUGGGGGAGUGGCCCUGGGGAGGUUCGGGGAGCCCGAGGAGGUGGCCCGGGCCGUGCUCUUCCUCCUGCAGGCCCCCUACGUGACGGGACAGGUGCUGCUGGUGGACGGGGGGCUGCGAUUGGCCACGUAGAGCCCCUCCGCCGAUGGAGCUGCCUGCUGAUUGGGCAGAUUACCGUACAGGCUGGGGGAUUAUGGGACCGCACUGGAAAUGAGCUGUGAACGGGACUUCAUUUCACCAGAUAAAUACCAAACUAAUAAACACUGCUCUCUGCUC
Conger conger (European conger) is the source of this 1363-nucleotide messenger RNA. It is a transcript of the gene cbr4, whose product is annotated as carbonyl reductase 4. Gene Ontology annotation, biological process: fatty acid biosynthetic process. Bases 503 to 1219 code for a protein of 238 amino acids. Gene Ontology annotation, molecular function: quinone binding; oxidoreductase activity, acting on the CH-OH group of donors, NAD or NADP as acceptor. The transcript is spliced from 6 exons. The record is from RefSeq and is a predicted model, not a curated record. Lineage: Eukaryota; Metazoa; Chordata; Actinopteri; Anguilliformes; Congridae.